This is a messenger RNA of Macrosiphum euphorbiae (potato aphid), 1059 nucleotides long. Lineage: Eukaryota; Metazoa; Arthropoda; Insecta; Hemiptera; Aphididae. The record is from the annotation of a GenBank genome assembly.
AUGAAUUAUUCUAAUGAGGAAAAGAUUAACAUGUUAGCUUGCUACAACGAAACCGGGAGAAACUCUAGAGCUGCAACAAGGUUAUAUAAAAAUUGGUAUCCUGAUCGCCCUUGUCUGGCACAUUCGCCGUUCUCUUAUUUGUAUAAAAAUCUGCACGAUUUUGGAGGGUUCCAGCGAACAAAACGUAGAAUUUGUACGGUUACCAAUGAAGAAAAUUCAUUUGCAGUUUUGGCCAAGUUCAGUGAAAAUCCACAAAUAUCCUUGAGAGUUGUAGCAGAUGAAUUGAACAUAUCAUAUUCUUCUGUUCAAAAAAUUGCGAGAAAAUAUAAAUAUCACGCAUACCUGUAUUCCCCUGUUCAAUUUCUCCAACCAAAUGACUAUGAAAGGCGUGUUAAUUAUGUAGCUCACAUCAUGGUGGAAUCAGACGAAGAUCCACAUUUUUUAAAAAAGAUUAUGUGGACUGAUGAAGCAAGGUUUCACAACAAUGGCACUGUAAAUCAUCAUAAUAAUCACUUUUGGGGUGAUUCAAAUCCUCACCUUUUUAGUGAGACUCACAAGCAAGUGCGUUGGGGAGUUAAUGUAUGGUGUGGAAUAAUUGAUGAGUUUUUAGUAGGUCCAUAUUUUUUUGAAGAAAAUCUUAAUGGAAACAGAUAUCUUGAUUUCUUAAAAAAAGAUUUGCCACUUUUGAUGGAAAAUAUUCCACUUCAACAGCGUUUGGAUUUAAUAUGGCAGCAAGAUGGCGCACCAGCCCACAAUACCCUAGCUGUACGUGCAUACUUGAACAAACUUUAUGGGAAUAACUGGUUUGGAACCCAUAGCCCCAAAAUACAAAGGCCACCACGUUCACCUGAUUUGAGUGUUCUGGACUUUUUUUUGGGGGGGUAUCUAAAAAAUGAAGUUUACAAAGAAGAAUUAAAGAAUGUAGAAGAGCUCAAAACAAAAAUAAAGGAAUGCUGCAAAAAAAUUAAAUCUUCAGUGAUAAGUAAAGCUACAUCAACUGAAGUGAUUAUUUUGUUUAGCCGAAAAUGGCAAACAGUUCGAACAUUUAUUAAAAUAUAA